GGAAGUCACUGCUGAAUAUGCAGGACUUAACAGGACUUGUUAUGCCUGAGAAAUCCCUGAUGUUCAGUGGCAUUUCUCUUUUUUGGGUUAUUCUGUUUGGAACAUUUCUUGCAGAUACAUCAGUGACAGCUUGCCCCACAAGUUGUCAGUGCACAGAGAAGAAUGGCUUGACAGUGGUCCAAUGCAUGUCACGAAACCUGGAGAAGAUCCCAUCUGAUCUACCGAGAGAUACCGCCAUCCUGCGUUUGGCAGCCAACCACAUCACUCACAUCCCCAACCAUGCCUUCAAAGAACUCCACCACCUUCAGGAGUUGGACCUGUCCAGCAAUGACAUAGAGACCGUGGACGUCGGAGCAUUUCAAGGUGUUCCGGACAGCCUCCUCGUGCUGGAUUUAUCAAACAAUCGCAUUCAAAGCGUCCCCAAAGAGGCAUUCGUCCGCCUGCGUGCAAAAAUCAGCCUCUCGAACAACCCCUGGCACUGUGAGUGCACGCUGCAGGAGGUGCUGAGGGAGCUUAGGCUGGACCCCGAAACGGUGAACGAGGUCGUCUGCCACACAGCGGUGCAAGAUGAGUAUGCAGGCAAGCCGGUCAUCCAGGUGCUGGACUCAGGGAUCAACUUCUGCAACUUCCACCAUAAGACCACCGACGUAGCCAUGUUCGUCACCAUGUUCGGGUGGUUCACCAUGGUGAUUGCUUAUGUCAUCUACUAUGUGAGGCACAAUCAGGAAGAUGCCAGGAGGCACCUGGAGUACCUCAAGUCCCUGCCCAGCAACUCUCAGAUCAGCAAGGACUUUGACACCAUCAGUACUGUUCUUUAGCAGGCCUGGGGAACUCAGGAGCCGUGGUGGCCGUGGUGGCCGUGGUGGCUGUGUCUGUAAUUGUCGGAAGAAAUGUGACAAAUGCUGUUGCAACACAUGUUUUUUUUAAUUAUUUUUUUUAAGCUGAGAAGAAAUUAUUUUUAUCUUUAGUUAGCUAUAUUACAUUUCUUGAAUCACUGCAAAAUAUUUAUUUAGAUUUAAUCAAAUUAACACAUUAAGCCAUUAUUUCCCAAGCUGACACAUUUUCCUGAAGGUCUUUAUGAAAUGUCUGUGACAACUGGUCCGUUUUUAACCAUGUCUUCACAUCUCUGUUCAUAGCACCUGGUUUAGGGGGCGGAGUCGGAUACUUGGCUUGUCUCCACCCCUUGUUGUCCGCAGCUUUCGAAAUCAGUGUUUACGCUACCCAUUUAAGAGCAACAGUGAAUGCAAAAUGAUGUGACGUCUGGUGGAGAUAAAGAUGGGGAAGCUGGAUGAUUCUACUUUGAUCUGAUCCCGUGAUGUCACAGUAUCCUGCAGAUCUGAGCAGCUCACUGAAUAACAUACUUUCAAACUGUAUCGGUUCGCUGAUUUGCUAGCGAACUGAUACAGCUAAAUAUUUGCUUUCAUGCACAAAACCUUUUUUCCCCCCUAUGUCCCCUUAAAUAUAAGUAAAUGUUGCACAGCCACCAGGGAGGACCACAGUGACAGCAUUAAUUACACAGGUCAACUGAAACCAGUAUUUCUGGAAAAGAUGAAAGAUGUACUGUAUGCUGGAGAGAUACAUUUUCCCACUCUGAUGUUGAUCCCCAGUGAUAUUGAAUCUGGACGGAGAUGAAGGACGAGGAGGGAAAUGCUUCCCGGUUAGUCUGCAUUGCCUGAUUUAUGGUUUUUAUGUCCUACUCUUGAGGUGAAAGCUCUUUUAUGAGAUUUUGGAUAAUAUAUAAACUUGCUCCAGAUGCUGCAGUUCAGUCUGGAAGUGCAGUUUCAAUUAACCCUUAACCUCUGGGAAAUAACCUUUUUCAGUACAGUUGCCUCCACCAUGCAAAGUUAAAAAGCCUUUUCUUACAGGACUUUCUGAAAUUUCUUUCAGAGUAAAACAGGGUGGGUUUAGACUCCUUUAAUAUACGCUAACAUCUUUACAUAUAUAUUUUUACUGCCUGUGAGACAAGGCUACAGCCUGUAUCCACAUAGACAUAUACUAAUAAACAUAUAAUUCCCAAAGAUCGCAAAAUAUGCAGGAAUUUUUGGAAUUUCCAGCUAAUUUAAUCAUAAACCGACCAAUGAGUGAAGGAAAACGCCUUUUGGCGGCUCUGUUAUUUGGAAAUAAGGUAUUUAACAUCUGCUUAAUUCUUUUUUCUUUUUCCUAUUCCAACUAACUCAUGCAAAAAUAUAUAUGUAUUGCUGCUAGUUGUACUUCAUUUGGCAGGUCUAUGGGUUCAGUGACUCAAAGAGGCUUUUUCAGCUGCGCUGGCAAUGAGAGCGGCAAGACUGAGCCAUGCAGUUAAGAGGGAAUUAUGGCUCUGAAAACACACAUAAAUGUCUUUGGGAAUCUAUACAGAACAGGAUAUUAAUGUUCCACUAAAAAGGAGCACGGAGGGCACCAUGUUUACACCCCCCAAAUCGCAGCGUGUCAUGUGAGCUUACGUGUCAAGGAAAUUAUUUUUGGCAGGCCAGCUCUUGUCACAGGGUGGCGUGAAUGCUGGAAACAUUAUCCACCCGUUUGUUUUUGUACAUGCAUCUGGAGUUCUUUGUGCAGCGUAGCCGGUUGGUUUCGUUCAGUGUUACACAGUCUUUUGAUUCAAAGUGACAUUAGUACGUGUUAAACUGACAAAAGUAGCAGUGCCUUCCAUUGAAGGUCAGACUUUUUCAGUGUGUUGGUGUGGAGUGGGGAUUAUGAAUCAUUUUAAUUGGCUUUGAAAAACAUACAUCGCAACUUUCGUUCAUCCAUACUUAAUCUGUACCACUUACAGACACUUACAGACUCAUAUUAAAAAGGUUGCACUUAUGUUUCAACCAAGAGGAUACAUCAGCCUGCUCUUUUGACACAGUCCCAAAAUAUGGAAAACUGCAGUUCCUCGUCUGUCCACUUGGGGAUGGCUCAGGAA
Molecule: messenger RNA, 2902 nt
Organism: Cololabis saira (Pacific saury)
Lineage: Eukaryota; Metazoa; Chordata; Actinopteri; Beloniformes; Belonidae
Product: leucine-rich repeat-containing protein 3-like
Exons: 1
Coding region: 18-818 (266 amino acids)
Molecular function (GO): protein binding
Source: RefSeq, a predicted model, not a curated record